GUCCAUCUGUCUAUAUAGGUAGAAAGAGAGUAAAGGAGAAAACAUAUCCUCCUCAAGAUUGUCAAAAAGAUUAAACACUAGAGAGUGGGAGAGUACUAGCAAUAAGAAAGGAAUAUGGGGAGAGCUCCAUGUUGUGAUAAAGCAAAUGUGAAGAGAGGGCCAUGGUCUCCUGAAGAAGAUGCUAAACUCAAAGAUUUCAUUCACAAAUAUGGAACUGGUGGAAAUUGGAUUGCUCUUCCUCAAAAAGCUGGACUAAAGAGAUGUGGGAAGAGUUGUAGAUUGAGAUGGCUAAAUUAUUUAAGGCCUAACAUUAAACAUGGUGAUUUUUCUGAGGAAGAAGAUAGAGUUAUUUGCAGCUUAUAUUCCACCAUUGGAAGCAGGUGGUCAAUAAUAGCAGCUCAAUUACCGGGAAGAACUGACAAUGAUAUCAAGAAUUACUGGAAUACGAAGCUCAAGAAAAAACUUAUGGGAUUAAUGCAAUCAACAAACCAAAGAAAAUCACCAUAUUUUCCAGCUGCUAAUUCUCUUCAAACCCAACCCCAGAUAAAUUCAAGUCUUUUUAGAGACUUAUAUUACACCCCAAAUAAUAGGCCUAAUAUUACAGGUCUAAAUCAGUCCAUUUCUUCUGCCCAACCAAAUUUUCUGUACACUAAUAACAGUAACAUGAAUUUUCCUAAUUUGGGUGCUACAAAUAAUCAAUAUCCUUAUAAUAUCCAAAGUCAUAAUUUACUUAUGUUUGGAGAAGCAAGUUGUUCUUCAUCAGAUGGAAGUUGCAGCCAAAUGAGUUUUGGUAAAGAAAUCAAGAGAGAAGAAAUUAUGAGUAAUUGUUUACAACAAGGUCAAAUUUCAAGUGUUAAUAAUGCUUUUGAAGAAAACCACCAGAAUUUUACUCUUGAUUAUGGCAACAGUAGUAGUAAUUGGGUGGAUCAAAAACCAAAUGUGUAUUUUGGUAAUACUACUACUACUCAAGUACUUCAGUAUGAUAAUGUUGAAGAAGUUAAGCAGCAGCUAACAAGUUGUACCAAUGGCAACAAUGGCAGUACUAUUGGAUGUAACAACAACAACAGUAUGUUCGUGUUCAAUGAUGAGAAUUAUAACAAGUCAAAUGAGAUAGAGAUGUUCUAUUACUGAAGAAGAAAUGACUGUUGAAAAGAAAACAAAUGUAAGUACCAUUAGGAAAGGGCGUUUGGUUAUGGGGGUUGCCAAGAAGAUUCAGACUUUUUUUGGGGUUUUGUGUAGUUGUGGUAGAAUUAUUAUUGAAUGAAAAAAAAAAACCUUCUUGUACUUUAAUUCGUCAGUACAUAGUACAUACUACUACAAAGUAGUAAAGCCUAUUCUUUUUGUG
Nicotiana attenuata is the source of this 1345-nucleotide messenger RNA. RefSeq names its product transcription factor RAX2-like. The coding region runs from base 115 to 1131 and encodes 338 amino acids. The transcript is spliced from 3 exons. The record is from RefSeq and is a predicted model, not a curated record. NCBI's taxonomy places the organism in Eukaryota, Viridiplantae, Streptophyta, Magnoliopsida, Solanales, Solanaceae.